AUGGCAAUGACGAUAAUUCAAACAUCGCGUGGGGCAUACCUACAUACCAGGUAUCACGUUGAUCCUUCUGGUGUGGCGGGACAUAAUGUCGACAUUACCAUGCGGAUGAUCGGCCCCGGGGGGCCCAUUCCAUCCCGGCUGGACGUAUCCUGGAUACUCAAUACAUCCUUGGUUGUUAUGCCAGCGAUGGGGAUCUGGCGCCACACGCAGCUAGGCAACAUCGCCAGAGUCGGCGACGUAAUACAGGAGGAAGAGAUAGAGUUGGCGGGGGAGGACCCUGGUCCUGGUCAGACGCCAGGUUGGGAUCCGGAUGCAGAUGGGGCGCUUCCCCGCAUCCGUCCACCCUGGACGCCCCACUCAUCCUUCCAGGGGGCCGAGGCUGACAUUUGA
Molecule: messenger RNA, 390 nt
Organism: Pseudovirgaria hyperparasitica
Lineage: Eukaryota; Fungi; Ascomycota; Dothideomycetes; Acrospermales; Acrospermaceae
Exons: 2
Coding region: 1-390 (129 amino acids)
Source: RefSeq, a predicted model, not a curated record